AUGACUAGACCUCGGCUUGGACCGGCUGGGCUCGGACAGCUCCUCCUGCUGUGGCUGCUGCUGCCCCCGGUGCCCGUUGCCACGGUGGAGUGGACUGCGGGGAAAACGCAGGACGGGGGAGACCGAAGAGAGGAAGGGGAGGGAGGAAAGGUGGAGAGAGACGCAGGGGAGAGACUGGGAUUUGAGAUCGAAGCCCCGGGAGGGAAGGAGGCGAGGGUCCCGUCGCCGCCCAGAAGGAAGCAUUUCUUCGCAGGGACCAGAAGCGCCGGCUGGCGCAGGAGCAACUACAACUUCAUCGCCGAGGUGGUUGAGAAGGUGGCGCCGUCUGUGGUUCACUUGCAGCUGUUCCGCAGGUCACCUCUCGGCAGCGAGGAUAUUCCUGCGUCCAGUGGCUCUGGGUUCCUAGUGUCUGAGGAUGGGCUCAUUGUUACCAAUGCCCAUGUCCUCACCAACCAGCAGCGAAUCCAGGCAGAGCUCCAGAGUGGGGUCCAGUAUGAAGCCACUGUCAAGGAUAUUGACCAUAAAUUGGAUCUUGCGCUGAUUAAGAUUGAGCCAAACACUGACCUUCCUGUCUUGCUGCUGGGAAGGUCAUCUGACCUGCGGGCUGGAGAGUUCGUGGUGGCCUUGGGCAGCCCAUUUUCUCUGCAGAACACAGUGACAGCAGGGAUUGUCAGCACUACACAGCGAGGGGGCAAAGAACUGGGGCUGAAGGAUUCAGACAUGGACUAUAUCCAGACUGAUGCCAUCAUUAAUCACGGGAAUUCUGGGGGGCCUCUGGUGAACUUGGAUGGUGAUGUGAUUGGCAUAAAUACACUGAAGGUGACGGCGGGAAUCUCCUUUGCAAUUCCCUCAGAUCGAAUUCGACAGUUCUUGGCGGAAUUCCACGAGCGCCAGUUGAAAGGAAGGGCUCUUUCACAGAGGAAAUAUCUGGGUCUGCGAAUGUUGCCCCUCACUAUGAACCUUCUUCAAGAAAUGAAAAGGCAAGAUCCAGAUUUCCCUGUUGUGAGUUCUGGGGUUUUUGUAUAUGAGGUGAUUCAAGGAACAGCUGCUGAAAGCUCUGGGUUGAGAGACCACGAUGUAAUUGUCAGCAUAAAUGGGCAACCUGUUACCACCACAACCGAUGUUACUGAAGCUGUUAAGGACAAUGAUUCCCUUUCCAUUGUGGUUCGUCGGGGAAGUCAAACUUUGAUCCUGACAAUCACACCUGAAAUAAUGGAUUAAGUAUCUUGCUUUAAAGAAAAUUAUCUAACAAAACCAAAGCUAUAUUACCUGGUUUGUAUUGAAGAUGUGCCAAAGAUGGCUAGGAGUUUUAGGAUCUCUUUCUUAUA
Molecule: messenger RNA, 1328 nt
Organism: Miniopterus natalensis
Lineage: Eukaryota; Metazoa; Chordata; Mammalia; Chiroptera; Miniopteridae
Source: RefSeq, a predicted model, not a curated record